Verticillium nonalfalfae is the source of this 1410-nucleotide messenger RNA. RefSeq names its product tunicamycin resistance protein (gene ALG7). Gene Ontology annotation, molecular function: UDP-N-acetylglucosamine-dolichyl-phosphate N-acetylglucosaminephosphotransferase activity. The transcript has 2 exons. Gene Ontology annotation, biological process: dolichol-linked oligosaccharide biosynthetic process; protein N-linked glycosylation. The record is from RefSeq and is a predicted model, not a curated record. Gene Ontology annotation, cellular component: membrane. Bases 1 to 1410 code for a protein of 469 amino acids. NCBI's taxonomy places the organism in Eukaryota, Fungi, Ascomycota, Sordariomycetes, Glomerellales, Plectosphaerellaceae.
AUGGCGGUGCCUUCGGGACUAACGCGCACUGAGACGCUCUCGCACCUCGCCAUCUCAGGUGCCGCUCUCAUCAUCCUCGCCAACACCUUCACUGGCGAGGGCGAGCCCCUCAUCGCGUCGCUGGCCCUGUCGACCCUCGCCUUUUCUCUCGCCUACUGCAUGGUCCGCUGGCUGGGCCCCACCUUCGUGAAGGCCGGCUUCAAGGGAAAGGACCUCUCCAAAGCGCACCAGCCUCUCAUUCCCGAAUGCAUGGGCGCUGUCUGCGCCGCCGUCUACCUCCUCGUCAUUAUUGUUUUCAUCCCUUUCCCCUUUUACAAGGACAUUGUCGCCGCGACCAGCGGUGGAGGCAACCGCGACGUCGUCCUGCACGUCGAACACGUUCAGCAGGGACGCUUCCUGCAUCGCUUCCCGCAUAGCAAGCUGGCUAGUUAUCUGUCCGCCAUCAUCUCGCUGCAGACCACCGCCCUGCUCGGCAUCGGCGAUGACCUCUUCGACAUUCGCUGGCGCCACAAGUGGUGGAUUCCCGGUCUGGCAUCCAUCCCCAUCCUCGUCGUCUACUUUGUCGACUUUGGCGUCACCUCCAUCGUCAUCCCGAUUCCCCUGCAGCCCUACCUCGGCGAGCUCUUCAACCUGGGGCCUCUCUACUACCUCUACAUGGCCUGCGUCGCCAUGUUCUGCCCCCAGUCCAUCAACAUGCUCGCCGGCAUCAACGGCAUCGAGGUGUCCCAGUGCCUCGUCGUCUCCCUGCUCCUCGCUCUCAACGACGCCCUCUACCUGCUGACCCCCUAUCCCCACCCGGCCACCGACUCGCACCUUUUCUCUCUCUACCUGCUCCUCCCGUGGAUCGGCGUCUCCGCCGCCCUCCUCUGCCACAACUGGUACCCCGCCCGUGUCUUCGUCGGCGACACCUACUGCUACUUCUCCGGCAUGGUCUUCGCCACCGUCGGCAUCCUCGGCCACUUCUCCAAGACGCUCGGCCUCCUGCUCGUGCCCCAGCUCGCCAACUUUCUCUACUCGACACCCCAGCUCUUCGGCCUCGUCCCCUGCCCACGCCACCGCCUGCCGCGCUUCGUCGCUCGCACCGGCCUCCUCGAGCCCAGCGUCACCCCCUGGCCGCGUGACGCCCAGCCCCACCCCCUCGUCGCCCGCGCCCUCCGCCUGCUCGCCCGCCUGCGCCUCCUCGCCCUGCGCGUCCGCGACGACGACCCGGCCUCCAUCGAGACAACGAGCAACCUCACCCUCCUCAACCUCUGGCUCGUCUGGCGCGGGCCUCUGCGCGAGGACCGCCUCGCCUGGGAGGUCACCCUGCUGCAACUCGCCGUCGGCCUCUUCGGCCUCUUUGUCCGCCACCGCCUCGCCCUGCUCAUCUUUAAGGAGGACAACUGGGUCUUCUCGACGACUGCCGUUUGA